AUGCAAUUAUCUGAAGAAUUAUUUCAAUAUAUAAAUGAAUCGUAUAGUUAUCAACAAGAAAUUUUUUUUUUCGUUAAUGCAAAUAAUUCUGAAAAUAAUCCAUCAACAUCAUUAUAUGAAUUUAUUAUUUAUAUUUUAUCAUCAAUUGAUAUGCAUUCAGGAAUGAUUGAGAAUGAUGAAGAAUUAAUUAUGUCAUUAGUACCGAGUCAUUUUCGUUUAGUGAUUAUAAUGAUAACAACAAAUGACUAA
This is a messenger RNA of Rotaria sordida, 249 nucleotides long. The record is from the annotation of a GenBank genome assembly. NCBI's taxonomy places the organism in Eukaryota, Metazoa, Rotifera, Eurotatoria, Philodinida, Philodinidae.